Malassezia vespertilionis is the source of this 3285-nucleotide messenger RNA. RefSeq names its product RNA ligase (ATP) (gene trl1). Gene Ontology annotation, biological process: tRNA splicing, via endonucleolytic cleavage and ligation. The transcript has 4 exons. Gene Ontology annotation, cellular component: nuclear inner membrane. Bases 1 to 3285 code for a protein of 1094 amino acids. The record is from RefSeq and is a predicted model, not a curated record. Gene Ontology annotation, molecular function: S-adenosylmethionine-dependent methyltransferase activity; RNA ligase (ATP) activity; ATP binding. NCBI's taxonomy places the organism in Eukaryota, Fungi, Basidiomycota, Malasseziomycetes, Malasseziales, Malasseziaceae.
AUGCUCGCUGUGUCGGUGCUCAUGCCGUUUGUGGCGAGUCUCCCGCUCGUCUCCAUGCCUAUGCGUGCGACGCUCCUCUGUGCUGUGUUCAAUGCAGUGGACCCCAAAGAGCAUGCUAUUCUUUCUUGGAAAGCACAAGAGUUUGCCUACCGACAGUUCAGCCAGGAUAGCAACGAGCUCCCCACUCUUGCUCGUGGGCUGUUUACAGAACAAGUGACAGGGCCCAACGGUGAAGACCACCAGCGUAUUCUCGUGCGUGGCUACGAUAAAUUUUUCAAUGUCGGCGAGCUUGCAUGGACACAGCCUGCAGCGAUUAAAGCAUUUUCCACCGGGCCAUACAUUGUAUCUUACAAAGAGAAUGGGUGUAUUGUUUUUGUCGCUGCACUCACGCAGGAACGGCUUGUCGUCACCUCAAAGCAUGCCAUUGGAAACCGCGCUGCCGAGGAGGAAAAAAUGAGUCAUGCUGAAAUGGGCCGAGUGUGGCUGCAGCGCCACUUGGCGCGCAGCGGGCGGUCCGAGGCACAGCUUGCUCGAGAGCUCUGGGACAGGGAUGAGACUGCUGUAAUGGAGCUUUGCGAUGACGAGUUCGAGGAGCAUGUACUACGAUACCCCCAGGACCGAACAGGACUUCAUCUACAUGGCCUGAACGCAAACGCCGUCGACUUUGCCACACGCACAAUGGAAGAAGUGCAAGCUUUUGCAGAAAUGUGGGGAUUUAUCCCUGUGCGUUUCCGCACCUUUGCUACCCUCGCCGAGGUGGAUGCAUUUGCGUCUGAAGUUGGCAAGACGGGCUCAUUGCAUGGCGAGCCUAUGGAAGGAUUCGUGGUGCGCACAAAGAUGCGAAACGAAGUAGUGCGUAGCACAGAUGCUGUGCAACCUCCGUACAAGCCGGGGCAAACGUGGUUUUACAAAAUCAAAUUUGACGAGCCGUACCUCAUGUAUCGCGACUGGCGCGAAUUGACACGAACUAUGCUUAGCGAGCGAGACCGCUGGAACAAUCUGCGUGCCGAUGCGGUUGCUGGCAUUGUGGAGACCACUUUUUUGGAAAACAAAGAGGACGAUGCCGAUGUGGUUUCUUCGCUCCAUGACCAUGUCGCCCAAGCCGAGCGCGAUUUUGCCGCGGAAAAGAUCAGCAAAAAGGAGCUGAAACGUGUGCAGAAGCGACUCCAGCAUUACCAUCAACGGCGGGAAAAGGAACGUGCCAAAGCAGAAAUCGCUCGUGGUACAGCACAACCGUGCAUGCCGCUGCCUCGCUCGCAGCGUCCGGAAACGCAUUUGUAUGUCCAAUGGGUGUACGACCGCUUGUAUGGUAACUGUGAACGUGAAAUUGAGGCAGAGCCAGCGCUGUUUACUGCGUUUCACGAAGGGCACGGCAUCAUUGCGUUGCGUGAAAAGUUUCUUGCUUUUUUGGAAACACCUCAAGGUCAAGCACAGCUACAGCUUCGUGGGGGCGAGGCUGCGCGAGACUUGCGAACCGAUGACAGGCCUUUUGAAAAAACGUUGCUUAUUCCAAUCGCUGUGCCGGGAAGUGGAAAGACUGCGCUGGGAGUUGCGCUCACACACUUGUUUUCUUGGGCGCAUGCACAGAGCGACGAUGUGCAGAACAAACGGACAGGACCUGCAUUUCUCAAGCUUGUUGAGUCGGCAUUCGACAAGAGCGGUGUCGUGAUUGCAGACAGGAACAAUCAUUUGCUUCAGCACCGUGACGAGCUGGUUGACUUGUGUUUGCGUGUAGAGCCUGGGGAGGAGUUCCAGUAUAAAGGCAUUCUCACGCGGUUUAUUAAGGAUAUGCAAACAUUCCGCAGCUCUGGGAAUUCGUCCGACGACCAAAUCGACGAGCUUAUCUGGCUGGAUCUGGGCGAUGCUCUUCCUGCAAGUCUCGACCGAAUUUUGGACCGUUUGUGUCCGAUGCUAGGGCUGCAACGUCCGCCGCAAGAGUCAAUCGACGCCGCACUCUGCGCUGCAGAAUCGUAUGUUCCAGCUGUGCGCAAGCCGCUGCCGAGCACAGUGCCCAAGAGCAGCGUGCCGGACUAUACCGUACAUCCUUCUUCGUACAUUGCCGUGUUUGUGCACUUGGAUGCUGUGGAAGUUGCGAUGCAAGUACUUGAUACGCUGCCUGCUACAGCGCCAUACACAAGCGCACAUACGUUGCUAUCUGCAAUCAAGGAAAAGGGCCGCGCAGUCGCGCGGCCACACAUUACGUUGGUCCAUCAAAUGGAUUCAGCAGCGUACGUGGAUGCGCAUUGGGAUACGCUAUUUUCGUUAGCGACGCGCAGUGUUCAUGAUAGACCGAGCUUUUUCUUGACGCUUACGCAACUUGCUUGGAACGACCGUGUUAUGGCGUUCAAAGUUGGCGGAAUGCAUGCGGAUGCGCCGUUCCAGGAUCUCUCGCUCACGACGCACAAAACAAUGCAUAUUACUGUGGGCACUGCAGAUGCAGAGGUGGAGGCCGUGGAGUCGAGUGCUUUGUUUGGCGACACUGUGGAUGCAUAUGUCGUGUCUAUACAGGAGCGGACGGUGCAUGGCGUGUUGGGAUUUCAUAGCAAUCCAAAAAAGGCUACCAAUGAACAUGCAGGGUAUUUGCUCCCUCAUCUCAACAAAUCGAUGCACUUGUUGGAUGUGGGGUCUGGUGCAGCCACGAUUACCACUGGCUUCGUCCCGCUUGUUGCCUCUGUCACUGCUUUGGAGCUCAAAAAAGAAGCUUUGGAUUUGACACGGCAAGAGGCUCAACGCAACGGCGUGGAAAUGGACUUUGCUCUUGGCGAUGUCCAUGCGCUCCCGUUUGCGGACAAUACGUUUGACGCGGUUCACGUACAUCAGGUGUUGCAGCAUGUCGCCGAUCCUAUUCUUGCACUAAAAGAGAUGCGACGUGUGGUGAAGCCUGGUGGCGUCGUUGCUGCACGCGAAAGCGACUACGAAGUGUUUGCGUGGUUUCCAGAGGACCCUUUGCUGAGCGAAUGGCGGCAACUGUACCUUGAUAUUUCACGCUCCAAUGGCGGGCAUCCAGAUGCUGGACGCAGGCUUUUGUACUGGGCCAUGGUGGCAGGAUUCACGGAUAUUGAGCCAAGUGCCAUGUCUUGGUGCUUUGCCACGCAGCCGACGCGCGAUUAUUGGGGAGGCAUGUGGGAGAGACGCAUCCUCGAUUCCAGUAUUGCUGAACAGGCAAGAUCGCGUGGCGUAUCUCAGCAAAAGCUGGAGGACAUCUCCCAGGCAUGGGCGCGCUGGAAGGAUACGCCGUAUGGCUGGUUUAUGGUUCCUCACGCAGCGAUUCUUGCUUACAAAUAA